Polyodon spathula (Mississippi paddlefish) is the source of this 1246-nucleotide messenger RNA. Its product is annotated as small integral membrane protein 1-like. The record is from RefSeq and is a predicted model, not a curated record. NCBI's taxonomy places the organism in Eukaryota, Metazoa, Chordata, Actinopteri, Acipenseriformes, Polyodontidae. The transcript is spliced from 3 exons. The coding region runs from base 124 to 348 and encodes 74 amino acids.
CCUUGAUUGAGUUUAGACUACUGUAGAGCGUGAGGGUCUUAAAUAACUCUGCUUUGGGAAGCGGUUGGUCUGGGUGUUGUAUUAACUGUACCACAUUCAGACGAAGCUGCAUCACUCUGAAGGAUGGAGCCCCAGGAGUCAGAUGUGCAGUACGCUCGCUGGAAUGAGAGCUGCCAGGAUGAAGUCAACAUCAAUGUCUCUUCCACAUCCACACUAGAGGGGAUCUCCAAGCAGCUGUGCACUGGGACGCCUGGCAUUGCCAUGAAGUUGAUCGGAGUGCUUGCGAUUCUGAGCCUCGUUUUCAUCAUUGGAUACGUCACUGGCUACUACGUACACAAGUGUAAAUAAGCGAUGUUUCAUUUGAUCACAGAGCAAAAACUUUUUCAGUUGUGCAACAAAAGAAAAGCAUUGCAUGAAGUGUGUAUCCACCAGCAGAUUGGGUUUGUAGAUUGUUAGAAUUGAAACCAUCAAGUACACAGCUGUUCAAUUCUUAUGCUCUGGUAAAUUAGAAAUAUGUGCAACCAGGAGAGAAAAUGGAAUAUGAAUAUCAAGUUGGGUUCACCUAACAAGUCAUCAUUGAUAUGUCAGCUGGACCCAGAUAAAUAUUGAUACACGUUAAUUUGCUUUAUUGCAAGGAUUUAUAAUUUACCAAUGUUUCCUUUAAAAAGGGAAUAUAAAAUUUGUGUGCUGCAAAAUAAUUUCAGAUGUGCUGCUCAUAACUACAGCAUUCGAUCUGUCAGAAAUUAUGGGUGUAAGCGAUCAAGUUACGCAGAUGGGUAAUAGUUCUUAGGGUUUUUCUGCGUUGAUGCCUAUCAUGUUUAUCUGCAAAGCCUUUAGCAUGUGAAAGACGUUCAUUUCUUUACUGUUCUGUUGUUUUACAAGUCCAAGACCCUCCUCUGCCGCCUCUCAAUAUAUUCUUUAUCAGAUGGAUAUUAACAUUGCAAAGAAAACGGUUUUAUAUUUACAAAUAAUAAGAACCAUGAGUUCAGGUGACUGGUCAUGUAGGUUUUACUGUUCUUUUUUCUAUAGACUAUUACCACCAGUCCUCAGUGUGAAGCCUGUUUCUUCUGUAGAUGUACAUAGAAAUAAUACAAUAUCCUCAAACUAUAUUUUAUCAGUGAUUUUCCAAUCAAUCAAAUUCAUAUACUCCUAGUAUCACAGUUGAUAUUGAUAUGAAUAUUGAAUUCAAAUUUCACUGAACAUAUACUUUAGAACUAAAAGCAACAUGUUUAACAAAGAAACAAUC